This is a messenger RNA of Exophiala aquamarina CBS 119918, 3213 nucleotides long. RefSeq lists its product as uncharacterized. Gene Ontology annotation, cellular component: nucleus. The coding region runs from base 1 to 3213 and encodes 1070 amino acids. The record is from RefSeq and is a predicted model, not a curated record. NCBI's taxonomy places the organism in Eukaryota, Fungi, Ascomycota, Eurotiomycetes, Chaetothyriales, Herpotrichiellaceae. Gene Ontology annotation, molecular function: DNA binding; ATP binding; ATP hydrolysis activity. The transcript has a single exon.
AUGCCCCAUACUCCACUACCAGUAGUCGGUCCUCUCUCACUUGACGGCGCGACAGAGCAAGCUCCGGUAAACGUUGCUGCCGUCGAACCCAGUGGCCUUGUUGACACAUCUCGACCAUCCUCUUUCUUGCAGGGAUCAUCGACACAGGUCAAUGUCUCCAGGCUGUCAGCCAAUCAAACACAACUUAGACUCGGUAACCAACAUGGCCACAACAGCAUGAUGCUGGAGAGUAAUCCGAGGAAACGACGAAAGAUUACACAGGGAAAUGACAGCGCUGUUUCGUGUGAUGACCAAGUUGCUGUUGGACCUGAGACAUGGCAUGAGCAGUUCACAAAUGCUGCAGCUAAUAUCCAUGAGCAAAUUGGAACAGAGCAUGGCGGAGAUGAUUCAGAUAGGUCGGCAGCUCAACCGAUCUCAACUCUGCAAGAUUCUUCAAGUGAAUCACCGGUGCAGCGUUCGACUAGCCUUGAGGGCUCACAUCAGACAAGGCUUGAUCCAUCUUCCUAUUUUUUGUCUCAACCUCCGCUCCCACUCGAAGCAAACAUUCCUGUGCCUGAAUCUGAACUCGCCGCUGCCGCUCCGAGUUCCGAGGAGCCGAUGAUGUCUAGUCCACGCAAGACAAUUGUACGUCUGGGUGCCAAUGGGAAACUCACCAACUCUCCGAAAAGGUCUCAGAAAAGGUCACCAAGGUCCGCAAAUACAGCCGUCACUUCCAGGUCAAGGAAAGUUGAGAUGAAGAAUAGGAAAUUCGCUUCGUCGUUGAGAGUUACACUAUCCUAUACUUCUCCAGCCUGUGGCAAGACGAUCGAUGAAAUCUUGUCGGUUCAAGCAGAAGCCCUCGAAACUCCUGCGCAAGCUCUCUCAAGCCCCAAGCAGUCCACAAAAGGAGGGACUGAGAUGGUCCAUCCUUUUUUUCGAGGGAAAGUCUCCACGAAAACUCGACCUGUGUCUAGGACUAAUAGCGAACCGGCUUCCACUGCACCAGUGUCCGAAGAUGAGGCAAGAACGAGCGCAAAACAACCAAAGGCGUGGAACAACAUUAUCUUCAGCUCAAGAAAGUCUUCGCAAAAGCUAUUGCCAGGGCUGGAUCCGAUCUGGCCGCCUAAUGCAAUGCAUAACAUUCAGCCAGAAGAACAGCUUCCAAUAACCCCUGUGGCUUCGCUGUUAGCGACAAGCAAGUCAAAGGCAAAACAAACUGUGGCUCGAAUUAAUGAACCAGAGGAUGUUCUGCGGAUGUUUGCUUUUCAACUUGGGAGUGGACUCGAUCAACCCGUUCAGCCUAUUCAUCUCCCAACUCGCACCAUCAUGAGCGGCAAAACGUUAUUUGAUGUUUUGACGCUUGAUUCAUUGAACCAACCAUUGACAAAUGUGCUAAAGUCCUGCAUAGAAGCUCAAACAUCUUCCUUCGAUCGAGGACUGGCGUCUGGGCCGAAUGCAUGGUCUGAAAGGUAUGCACCUGAAUGCUGGCAAGAAGUACUACAGCCCAAAGCUCAGAUUUUGCAUGAUUGGCUGAGUAAUUUGGAGGUUCAUAACGUCCAAAGUGGUCAUGUUCAAGCAAAGCAGAAGCCUGCUCUUCAGAAGAAACGACGUAAGCGGAAAUCGGACGAGAUCGAUGACUUCAUUGCUGGCUCUGACGAUGACGAACUGAACGACAAACAAUCUUCGCGAAAUGCUAUCCUAUUGACCGGACCUUCUGGUUGUGGCAAAACGGCUUCCGUUUAUGCAGUGGCCCACCAACUAGGUUUCGAGGUGUUUGAGAUUAAUCCGGGCAUGCGACGAAACGCGAGGGACAUUAUGGACCAAGUUGGUGACAUGACCCAAAAUCACCUUGUCCAAAAGGCAGCGGGCAUAUUGAGCCGCAGAUCUAGUGUCUCUGCGAGUGACUGCGAGUAUGUUCCACCUUUGCCCAUUAGCCCACCUGCAAACCAAAAGACCAUGGCUUCAUUCAUGGGCAAUAGCAAGAAGAAUAAGAUGGAUUUCCCCAAUACAGAAGGAGGCAGAGACCUGAAGGCGAAGACUCAGAAGCAAUCACUCGUCUUAUUUGAGGAAGUCGACAUACUCUUUGAAGAGGACAAAGGCUUCUGGACGGCUGUACAAGCACUGAUUCAUACUUCGAAGAGACCCGUCAUAUUAACAUGCAAUGACACCAGUUCGGUACCAGCAGAUGAUCUGAAUUUGUACGCAACGAUCGAAUAUGAGAAGCCGCCUCUAGAUGUGGCAAUUCAAUACCUGCGAAGCGUCGCGGCUUCCGAAGGUCACCUGCUCAGUCAUGAAGCCAUUCAGAAUUUGUACCUGAAUAAGGGCCGUGACCUGCGUGCGUCACUGACAGAGCUCAACCUUUGGUGCCAAAUGACAGUAGGAUCACAACGAGGUGGGAUUGACUGGAUGAUGCCAUACAAUGAAAGAUGCUCAAUUACCUCUGAUGGAUCGGUCACCAGGAUUAUCAGCAAAGACACUUACAUCAAUGGGCAUGACCUUUUACCCACAGUCACCUACGACUCAGACGAAUUUGUUCGCUUUGCAAUGGAUCAUUUGGACUUGUCUGCCCUGGACUGGGUGAGUGAAGACGUACACUACUCAAACAAUGCAACUGGGCUGCACGAACUUGACAACCUACUUUCCUUAUGUGAGGCAAGGAGCUGUAUUGAUAUCUUGGACGACGCAGUAUCUCCUCUGAUAGCUGGUCAAAUUAAGAAGCUCUCGGCCUCUGCAGAACUUGUCAAUGCGAGAGACGAACUUGUUAAACUGUACCUCAGCCCGCACCCACUACACUUACCACAAUCCAACAUCGUGGAAGCAUUGUCUCCCUUGGCUGAAGAAACCCGCAUAGGCCUUCCACAGCCGCUUGGCCGCAAAGCACCGUCUAUGGAUGCUGCUUCUGUGUCUUUAGUCACUGAUAUUGCUCCCUAUGUGCGCUAUAUUGUCCGCCACGACCAAAAUCUUGAGGCACUCCGCGGUGAACUCGAUGGCGGAUCGCAAUCUGGCUGCAAUAAACGUCAAAGACGAACAAGAGCAGCCAGAGCAGCCUUAGAGGGCGGGACCAAGGCUAGUACAAGGCGGGACAAGUGGUUUUCUGACUCGUUGGAUUUCGAUGCCGUGCUGGUGACCGGCGGGGUAUGGCCACAUGCACAAUUAGGUCAACCACAAGAAACCAUAGAAGCAACAAACUUUCAUGGUCCUUCGAGCUCGGAAUCUUCAACAGAGGUCUGCUGA